Messenger RNA from Funneliformis caledonium, 529 nucleotides. The record is from the annotation of a GenBank genome assembly. Lineage: Eukaryota; Fungi; Glomeromycota; Glomeromycetes; Glomerales; Glomeraceae.
UGGUGAGGAUAUUGUUGACAACAAUAUACCUGCUAUCUCAUCAACCAUGAAUAAUGAUAACCAGUCUCGCCAAGUGGUUAAUGAACCAAAUAUUCCAUUUCGGAAUAAACGCAAAGGAAAACAUAAAGUCAUUCCCAACUCUGAUGACUUUUUUGAUAAUAAUGUAACUUUCACCGUGAAUAAUGACCAAUCAACCAACACCCUUCAAGCUCAAAAUGCCCAAAAUGAGGACGAGAGUAAAAAUGCUACCAAAGAACAUGUUCAUAUCGUAAGUGAUCGGGUCACCGACGUGGAUUCUAAUACAGAACGACGCCUUACCAAUAUGGAUCCGAUUCAGGCUAGUUCAAAAGUUAGGACGCGUGAGAAUGAUUUAGAACGAGAACGACAAGAUUUUAAAAAAGUGAAAUUGAUAAAUGAUUUUGAAGAACAACAACCUACUAAAACGACAGCCAUUCCGGUUCAGCCUAAAUUAAAGGAUUUUAGGAUGCGGGAGCAUGAACUAGAUCGAGAACGACACGCUGUUAAAAAA